This is a messenger RNA of Porites evermanni, 5707 nucleotides long. Lineage: Eukaryota; Metazoa; Cnidaria; Anthozoa; Scleractinia; Poritidae. The record is from the annotation of a GenBank genome assembly.
AUGGCGGAAUUUUAUCUUCGCUACUAUGUGGGUCAUAAAGGAAAAUUUGGCCACGAGUUUCUGGAAUUCGAAUUUCGACCAGAUGGUAAGCUUGAUCAGUCUUUUAUGCAAGGAAUUAAGUGGUUUUAGAAUAGUCACAUGGCUUAUUUUCUCGUCUUCAGGUAAACUUCGGUAUGCUAACAAUUCGAACUACAAGAACGAUGUCAUGAUUCGAAAAGAGGUAAGAGCUGGUAUAUGCCAUUUAUGUAACUUCACAAGUUUAAUUCUUAGUUGUAACUGUAAUAGCAUAACUUCGAUUAACCCGUAGUGACGUCAUUUCUUAGGAAAUACCGUACCGUUCAACUAUAUAAGCACUGAAGCAGAAGACUUGAAGACUUGACAUAAUUAAUCUGCAAUUCUGCAGAGCUUUAAGAAAUUAUAGUUACAUGUAAGCUAAGAGAACUUGAAAAAGUACUUCAACACCUCCAUAUUUCACGUGAUAAUCGCAGUAACACAUAGUAAUGUGGUGCUGCGUUUGCGAAUUCUGUAGCUUACCCAAGCUCUUUUCGAGUUAGAAGGUUAGCUUUUUGUUUGAGAUUCUGGGCCCGGUUCCUGAAAGGCCGAUUUGCUCCAAUCCAGGAUUAAAAUUUUGUUCCACUUUCUGUAUUUACCUUCCUAUGCAUUGCUUAGAGUAACAUUUUGUGUUAUCAUUUCUUUUUUUCGAGGUAAAGAGACAACAGUAUUUUGUAAGCUCUAGUUACAUGUUCUUAGACAAGACCUUGCUUAAAACUUGGCUUAAUCCUGGGUAAACUUAACCAUCUUUCGAGGAAACCGAGCCCAGGACGUUUUCUUGCUCGUUGGCUUAUUUUAGAUAACUCGCGCUUUUAAGAAGGAAAUCUGAAAUAAUGGAUGGGCAAACUGGCAAAAUCAAUAUGCGAAUUUCAUGUCAAAAUCUGAUUUUUCUAGAGAGAAAAAUAUCAGGAAUGUUUAUUCCCUCUUGACUCCUGAAAAUUUUUGAGCAGUAAAUAUACUGUAAGCUUACUUUUUCAGUCUUGUCCUGGCUGGGAUAUUCUGUGGUCAGGGAGAUUUUCAUGAUUGGCCAGAAGAGAUCAGAAGCAGUGAGUUAAGGCCCGGUUCAACAACAAACUUUUCAUGUACUGAAGUUACCUAGUACCUAUUUGGUCGACUAAUGGGAUGUAAGUUUGACAGUUGAUUCAGAAGUCUAACUCAACUAGUCAGACUUAAUUCUUUUUCACAAUGUACAAUGAUGAUCUACAAUGCUAACCAGCCAAAAUAAAUUAAGGCAAUUGAUGCAUUUGAUUCAGCACAUGAAAAGUUUGAUGUUUGAAGUGAAGUUGCUCCACAGUCAAAAUUCCCAUGUAGGCCAUUCGAACUUGAUUCAUGGGUUGACCCAAAUUUGACGUGUUGGACUUUAUUGAUUCAAAUGUCAAUCUUUUCCUAUACUUACUUGAAGGGAUUAGGUUCGGUACAUGGGAAGUACGAUGUUUGAACUGGGCAUAAGAUGCUUCUGUAACUGAUUCUGUAAGAAUAACUGUCCUUCGUCGUCCCAUUCUUGAUGAAAACGUUGUCUGCAAAGACAUUGCAAGUGAAUUCCCAAUAACUUAGCACUGGGUCUCCCAGGAUGACUCUUAUGAGAAAAUUUUCUACAACAAAUAAAUUUCUUUCAAACAGGCAUUUGUACACAAGGCUGUCAUGGAUGAACUAAAAAGAAUCAUAGAAGACAGUGAGGUUUGUAAAUAAUAAUAGUAAUGACAAUAAUGAUAAUGAUGAUGACAGUGACAGGGAAAAUAGUGAUGAUGAUAAUAAUAAUAAUAAUAAUAAUAAUAAUAAUAAUAAUAAUAAUAAUUGCUGCGGAGCGACCGAAGGGAGCGAGCAGCAACAUAAUCAGGAUUUAAAGGAAAUAUACAAGGGGCGACGAAUUCUCGAAUUCAUCACUUUUUACCACAAUGCAUUGCAUUUAACCACACUUUUUACCACAAUGCAUUGCAUUUAACCAGAGUGCAUUGCGCCAUGAACAACUCAAAUAAAAACACGGGGAAGUUCGGCGGGUGAGAGAGUGCAUCGUUCGCUGCUCAGACUUCGAGUUCUCUGUGGCAAAUUUUCUACAGCACGGUUAGAGGUCUUACCAAAUUUUAAGACACGCAGGAGUCUUUCAGAUGAGUACGAUGGUUAACUUGGGGAUUGGAUUUCAAUUCAAGAGCCUUGAGUUUGACUCAAGAGCCUUUUUUGCUCUUCGACUCCGCAACAUGGGGGAUGUACAAAUUCCAGCUUGCUAGAAGGUGAUGUGAAAGUGAGAAAAUUUCAUGCAAUCCUAUUCUUAAGAAACUGUAUGAGCCGAAAAUGGAUGUGAUUUUGACCAUUCGCUUCAAAAUAACAGCGGAAAUCGAGAUAACAAAACAUAUGUUUUGUGUCCUUCUUUGCAGACGAGGACGUGUAUCGGCGUUUUGAAAAGCAUAAUUAUGUUCUUUCAUUCAUUUAUUGCCAUGGAAUAUGCGUUUACAUUGUUUUUUCACUGUUAAUAGCUCGGUUAAUGCGGCUGGCGAUCAUCUUGCCGGCAGAAGUUUCAUGGAAAAGGAAUAAAAGGAAAGACUUUUCCUAAAGAAUACGUACUCAGUCUCUGUGGUGUAGUGGUUAAGUGUAGUCGCGUCGAGGCGGAGGUGCCGGGUUCGAAUCCUAUUUAGUUAUUUAUUCCUUCUUUCUUUUUUUUUCCCUUUUUUUGUGUUGUUGUUUUCUAUAAAUAUAUAGUUAAAUAACUGUUACUUAAUAAAGUGCAACAAACAGCAAGAAAAGUAUUGUGUUUCCAGAGAAAAUAUCGUGCACCGUGUAUUUUGGAUAAACGAUCUGAAUUUCUAUUAUUUCCUACAAUUUACUGUGGGAAAACCAGAGUUGAUAACCACUUGAUCAUUUUCUAAACAACGUUCCCACGAGUUCUUUCUGUAGACUGAUAGUAAUGAUUAUUAUUCUAGUACUUUCCAACAUGUAAAUAGGACAUUCAAUGUCAUUUUUGAUUCUGUUAAGUCUCACUGCCUAACUAAUGCCAGUAUCAACAGAAUGUGCCGCAGCAUUACUAUCUUUUAGAUACCCUAGUAAUAAUAAUAAUAUAAAUCUUGAAUUCCACAACUGUGUACUUUAAGCUUUGGAGAAACAACUAUUUAGCAAAGCAAAAGGACACUCAUGAAAUAAAUCAAACGAAAUUGUCUUUAUUUAUAAAGAAAUUACCUUUACAAGUACAACAUGUUAUGAGUAAAAAAAAACAGUGUGGACUACUUGCCUGCUUAAAUUAGCCCUUAAAUGGAUGGGGGGUACCCCCCUCCCCCCCUCCCCCAAUCUAUCUAUUUCCUGGCUAAGAGCAAAGAAAUACAAAGACGCAGGAUUCAUAGGAUACUUCUCUUUUUUUGUUUCAAGAUAAAGAAGGGAAACACAACCAUGAAAUAUCUCAACCCAGUUUAAGCCCAAAAUGGUUGGCAUUAAGUGGUUGUUUGAUACCAGAAUCUCUUAAAACCUUACCCUUUAUGUUUUCAAUGUCCCUUUAUAUCUUGUAAAGGAGAAUACCUCCUUCUUCCUUGAAUAAAUAAAUUACUAUCAGAACUAGAAAUCAACACUGUAAACAUGGCUACCUCAUGUCAGUUUGCUUUGUAUUGUAGAUUACUAUUUUCAUUUGUUUAUAGAUUCUUCAAGAAGAUGACAAACUUUGGCCACAACCUGACAGGGUUGGUAGACAAGUAAGUGUGAAUGAUUUAAAAUAUAUUUCUUUAUUACAAUUCUAUCUCAGGUCGAACGACCAAAAGAUUUCCUCAAAACAGGUUUGGCUUCUAAAUUUUUUUUGUUGCAGUUUGUUUUUUGUAGGGAGGGAUUCCCCUGUUUAUUUUCCCCUGUAUUAAAAAACACUCUUAAAACGUCAUAGCCUGCAUUGCAGGCAUAUUUUUUUGGCAAGCAAAAGCUGCUUGUUUAUUUUCAUAAUCCCAUGGUGGCCAUCUUUGAUUCUAUCACUGAGAAAGAUUAUGGAGAGUAGAAAAAUUAACCCUCGAGGUAGGCAUUAGAGUUCAAGAGAAGGAACUGGGGGAGGAGAGGGGUAAAAAAUAACAAAGGAUUUCACGCUUCAAAUUUUGAAACAAAUUUUGGUAAAAAAGUGCAUACUAUACACUAGUAAAUACUGUAUUGAUUGAAGAAAACUUUGGAAUUUACAGGAACUGGAAAUUGUCAUGGGUGAACAGCACAUUUCAUUCACAACUUCUAAGAUUGGUUCCCUUAUUGAUGUCAAUCAGUGCAAGUAAGUCACAUUAUUUAAGUUAUUUAAUUAUCUACAACUGUUCGUUAAUUGUUGUUAUUUCUGUGGUGAUCAAUCAUCAUGAACCUGUGUGUUUUUUUUCUUUUUUUGCCCAACGCACCCUUUUUUUAUGGAUCCAAAUCAAGAGAAAAAAAUAGAGAUCAAGAGAGAGCGUGUGAUUACAGUUUUUUGAGACAACACGUUUUUGGAAGCGUUCACUAUUUUCAGGCUUUAGAAAAAUGAAAAAUCCCAUUGGUCAAAUGCAGUGGCUAUACGCAUGCUGCAAAAUCCACCCCAAAACAGGGAUUGAAAUUGUGACUGAUACAGUCACCAUUGCAGCUAACAUUUUCUCCCUGUUAACAAAAAGUUCUGGUUUAGUCGGGUCUUUGGCGACCAGAUUUCUUUAUGAUUUAGAUUUAAAAUAAUUGAAAAGAGUAAAGUUAAAACAAACAUUUCAUCUUAUUGUGCUUUGCCUGUGCUAAAUUGCAUAAACAAAGCCAGUUUACCUCCUACUUUAUACCAACUUCUGUAAAGGUUAUUUUGCGUUGCUUCCCUAUCCUUUCAUGUACUUCAACCAUUGACAUCAAUACCAUUUCAUAUAACUGAGGCCUGAAAAAGGUACCUCUUUCGGGCGAAGCCUACCCAUAUUGCCCAUUAUGAGGAGUACCCCCCACCAUGUUUGUUUUUAUUAUGAAUAGCCCUGUGAUGCAAUGCCAAUUUAUAAUGGCUCUGAAGUAGAGCUCAAAUUUCUUCUUCUGCUCUCCCAGUGAAGGAACAUAUAUUAUAUUAACCCUACAAUUACAGUUUGGCCACUGAAAUUCUCAUUGUGGGAAACAGCUAGGGCUGGAAGCAAGGUUUUAGCCAGAAGGGUGUACAGCCAUCCUAUGGAUGCCCAUUUUUGGAAGAAAUACAAGGAAAAUUCCCUUAACCUCUUAUAAUUUUAUGGGAAAACAUGCCUUCCGGUUGGCCAGUUUUCCAUGUCUGGCUAACAGCCUGGCUGAAAGGAUGCAUAGUCUCUACUGUAGUGCAAAAUGUUUUAUGCAGUUUAUGUUUUUGCUCAACAUAAUUUGGUCUGACAAGCAUUCCAUUUUCAUACUGGUUACUUCCAGUUAUUGUUUACAAGGUAUUUUCUACCCAGUGAGAGUUGUCCAUAGCAUAAUGAAACAUCCCUACACAAAGACCAGUCAUAUAUGACCUUUGCAAUCUUGGUUCCACAUUGAGGUCUAGACAAGAAUCUGUGUAUUACUUUGCAGAUGGUAAUCACUAGGGUAAAUUUCGUGUUUGAUGCAGGCUACUUUUUAAUGUGCUAAGGUUAUUUCUUUUUUUUAAUUUUUUUGCAGGGAUCCUGAUGGCUUGAGAUGUUUUUAUUAUUUAGUUCAAGAUCUCAAGUGCAUGGUGUUUUCUCUGAUUGGGCUUCAUUUCAAGAUCAAACCCAUCUAA